Messenger RNA from Radiomyces spectabilis, 683 nucleotides. RefSeq lists its product as uncharacterized. The record is from RefSeq and is a predicted model, not a curated record. Bases 218 to 643 code for a protein of 141 amino acids. The transcript is spliced from 5 exons. Lineage: Eukaryota; Fungi; Mucoromycota; Mucoromycetes; Mucorales; Radiomycetaceae.
GUAUGUUCCGUUGGACAACCCAGAUAGAAUUGAAAAAUAGAAAACAAGCAAACAUACAGCCAUGCUAUGACGAAAUCAAGGAAGCGCCACCCUCUGUCUUCACGAUGGAUGCGUUUAAGAAGUAUAUCGAGGCUAUCGCUCGUAAUCAUCAGAAGUGCAUACAUUCAAUUGCACAUUCCGCCACCGGGAAAAACGUGCGCUGCACUCGCAAAGGCAAAUGGUGCUAGAUAAAAUGGCGGACACCUUGCUCGGGGAUCCUGCCGAGCCAAAAAUUCCUUGUCAAUGGGUUUAUAAAAACUCUCGAAAAUCACGUCAUCGAAGAAGGAAAAACGCUCGAAGAAAUGAGCGGAGGCCAGAGGGUGCAGCCAAAGUCGCAUUUGGGGAUGCAGACCUGAAGCCCAUGAAAAAACAUGCCCCAGUUCCAAUCAAGGUUCUUGCCCGGAAGGCAGUGGUUAUUUGCGUUGAUGAAUAUCGGACGAGCAAGGUAUGCAGCCGUUGCGACUGUGAGACGGUCGAAGUACGAGACCCACAGAUACCUGUGUGCAAGCAUAAGAAGAAGUAUUGCCGACUGAAAAAUUUUGACAAAAGGCGAAGAGGACGUUGUUUGGAUGAUGACGGCAAUAUUCUUUGCUAUUCAUCAUAAUGCCGUCAAAGCAGACCCGCAGGCAAGUUGAAGACUUUAU